CUCACAACGCUUACUCGUGCCCCUUUCUCUCACUCUCCAUCUUCUCUCUUGUUUGGCCCUGGAGAAAAUUUAGGGUUUCGGCUUGGCAUCCAAGCUCGAGGGCAGUUAAGCUGCCCUCAUUUAAGGCAUGUCGAACAACAAUGACGCUGCUGCUGACCGAAUCAAGGCAGCAGCUCUAUCAGCUACUAAAGGUCUGAGUAGAGCUCAAGCCGAGAGGGCAGCUGCGGCAGCCGCACGUAAUGUGAAUGCUUAUGGACAAAAGGAAGAAGGGCCAAGCAGAUGGCAGGAGCGGAAGGAAGCCAAGCGCCAGAUGUAUCUGAUGAGCACGGAGAAAGCUGUAAAAUUGGGGGAGAGGAAAGAUUUGAAAGUUUCUGGUGGUUCCACCACGGCAUCGUAUGCUCAGUGUCAGAAGUGUUUUCAGGCUGGUCAUUGGACAUACGAGUGUAAGAACGAACGGGUCUACAUGCCUCGUCCCUCUCGAUCACAGCUCCUGAAGAAUCCCAAGCUGAAGUCUACCAUCCAAGUUUCUUUCGAGGGCAAUCCGGACUAUGAAAAGGAACAAACCCGGGAGAAGGAAGACAAGAAGGUGAGGAGCAAGAAUGAAGACAAAGGUAAUAAGAGUCGGAGAAGGAGCAAGAGGAAGCAUCGGUCAUCAGAUACAGAGUCGGAAGAAGAUUCCAGUGAAGCUUCGGUUUUUGAGACAGACAGCAAGUCCUCAGUGACUGGUUCUGAUGAUUCUUCUGCUGAGAGUAGUUCAAGCUAUAGUUCUUCGGACUCGGAGGAGCGACGGAGGAGGAGGAGGAAGCACAAGAAGAGAAGGCACCAUCGGAGGUAUAGCUCAUCAUCUGAUUCUUCUGAAUCAGAGUCGGCUUCUGAUAGUGAUACCGAUGAUAAGAACAGCAGGAGAAAGAGCAAGAGCAAGAGCAAGAGGCACAACCGAAAGCACUAAAAUGAAUGAUAUGUGUCUUUUUCUUUCUAUUUGUAAGCUGUAUCUGUAGGAUUAGUCUGUGUUCUACUUCUUUUCUGGAUGUGUUGAUUUAGCAUUGCAGUGUUUGUUUAGAAGCUCUGAAUUCUGGAUUGAUUUCUGUCUCUCAAAUGCUUAUAUGAAAAUUAUGUCAUGACUGUGAGGCUUUGGUUUUCCUAUUUAUAUAAUUUCAAGCA
This is a messenger RNA of Dioscorea cayenensis subsp. rotundata (Guinea yam), 1161 nucleotides long. RefSeq names its product zinc finger CCHC domain-containing protein 10. Lineage: Eukaryota; Viridiplantae; Streptophyta; Magnoliopsida; Dioscoreales; Dioscoreaceae. Gene Ontology annotation, molecular function: nucleic acid binding; zinc ion binding. The transcript has 2 exons. The record is from RefSeq and is a predicted model, not a curated record. Bases 128 to 949 code for a protein of 273 amino acids.